Messenger RNA from Cuscuta campestris, 1120 nucleotides. The record is from the annotation of a GenBank genome assembly. NCBI's taxonomy places the organism in Eukaryota, Viridiplantae, Streptophyta, Magnoliopsida, Solanales, Convolvulaceae.
AAGGCAGUUUCUUUAUUUUCAAGGAUGCUCGAAUCUGGCCUCAAACCUGACUCCAUUGCUUUCGUUUCUAUACUGUCAGCAUGCAGUCAUGCUGGACUGUUACAGGCGGGGGAAUAUUAUUACAAUCUAAUGACAGAAGAGUAUAAGAUUGUUCCAAGGCUAGAACAUUAUGCUUGUAUGGUGGAUUUGAGGGCAAGGGCUGGGCAGAUAGAUAAGGCGUAUUCUUUUAUCAAACAGAUGCCGAUGGAUGCUGGUGAGAGGAUAUGGGGUUCUCUGUUGAGUGCUUGUCGCACAUAUAAUGACAUGGAUAUAGGGAUUAUAGCUGCAGAUAAUCUUUUCAAGUUGGCACCUAGGCAGUCUGGAUAUUAUGUCUUGUUAUCAAAUAUCUAUGCAAUUGCUAGAAGAUGGCAAGAUGUGACUAAAAUUCGGACGUUGAUGAAUGAAAAAGGUAUCAAGAAAAUUCCCGGUGUUAGCAAUGUGGAGCUCAAUAACCAAGUACACACAUUUCUUGCCGGGGACAGGUGUCAUCCUCAAUCAGGGAAGAUUUAUGAAGAGCUAGACAUAUUAAUAGGGAAGAUAAAGGACGUUGGCUAUGUCCCAGUUACAGAUGGCACACUGCAUGAUGUUGAGGAGGAAGACAAAGAAUAUCAUUUAGUUGUUCAUAGUGAGAAACUGGCAAUUGCCUUUGCAAUGUUGAACACUGAUGCCGGAACACCAAUCCGAAUCACAAAGAACAUACGCGUCUGUGGGGAUUGCCAUGUGGCUGUCAAGCUCAUAUCUAAGGUCACCAAACGUCUCAUUGUUGUCAGAGAUACUAGACGCUAUCAUCAUUUUCAAAACGGAGUCUGCUCAUGUGGUGAUUAUUGGUGAUCCUACCAGUAGUCAUGGACACAUGAGGAUGAGUGCUAUGUCUUGGGAAAGAAAUGCAGUGACACAAUGUGUGGGAGGCCUUGCUAUAUGCCUAAAUAGGUCGACUUUGAAUUCCAAAGUUAUUUUGCACUCACAACAUAAGACAAAUAGCUGCUUUUAUCUUGUGUUGCGGCAGAAAUGACUUCCAAGCCACAUGCUUGGAUAACAUAAAUAAACUGUUCAGAAAGUGGAACAAAUUUCAGUAUCGUCU